ACUGUUAAUUUCCCUCUUUACCAUUUCUCCAACGCUUGCGUAUCCCAAUCGUCAGUAAAACGGAAAAUCACGUCAGGAAACUGAAACAAUCAAUCGUGACCGUCAGAUUCUGUCGCUGAAAUCUUAUAUAUGUCAACUGGUUUCUUUACUUUUAGCAGCUCCUUAAAUCCAUUAUCGCCAUGAUUAUCAGUUAAAUUCCAAUCUCCCUCUUAUAUAUGUAUCCCCUCCAUUUCACUUGCAUUUCAUAAGACAAAGGCUGCAAGCAGAGAGGAAUGAUUUUGGAUCAACUGUUCCAGUAUUGUUCUGCAAACGAAAUUCUCCUCAUUUAAUAUGGAUAUCCCUGUUUUCUUCUUCUACAAUCAGAAGCAAUAUAAAUAGAUUCUCGACGAUUGUUUAAAGGGGCAAGCCAGCAAAGUCAACGGAGCGAAACCACUCAGAGAAUGUAUUAAUGAGGGUCGUUGUCAUUGAAUAAAAACUACAACAAUCAGAAGCAACCUAGAAAGCUCCUUGACAAUUGUUUAAAGAAGGCAAGCCAGGAAAGUCAACAGAGCGAAACCACUCAGAAAAUUUGUUGGGGGAGCAACUUCAUUGGUUCUUUAAAUAUUGGAGGAAUUCACUCACUUAGACAUUAAGGCACCAACCACCAUAUUUAUCUGCUCUUUCUCUAGCCAAUUAGCACUUAUCAAAACCCUUGAGGCUAGUGUUGCAUCUCCUUUUACGUCAACAAUGGAAAUAGUACCAAAGCGCCUUAAGAAGACUGAUAUUGUGAAACGAAUGACGAUCCCAAGCAAGUCCCUAAAGUGUUUCCCUCCUGUAAGUGGCAAGCAUAUGGUGGAUUUUCAAGUUAAAGACGCUGGUGGCCGAGACUGGAGAUUUAGAAUUUACACUCGGAAAAAGAAUUGCAAGUACCUGAAGCCAGUGCUUACCAAGGGAUGGCAAGAGUUUGUUUGCAGCAAAGAGCUUAGUGUUGGUGACAGAGUUGCGUUUUACAUGGAGAAAGAACAAGCUGGCGGUGUUAAGUAUCGUGUCAAAGUGGAAAAAGCAGUUAAAAUAUUUGGAACCGUUUUUGCUCAUAAACCAAAUCACUGCUAGGCAAAACAUAAUCUCUCCAUUAUGUGUAACCUGUAAGUAUCUGUUACGCUAAUACUUCUCUCACAAUAAAGCCAGAUGCGUAUGGUAGCAUUUCUUUGUUGUAAUUUUGGUUUAAAAUAUGGUGUGUAAAAUAACUAAAUAUCAAUUUGUCGUCCAAUCGGUUUUGAUUUUUGGUGUUUAUGAAUGGCCAAAAUGGGUUCAGCUUCAGGCCUCUUUCAAUUUUCUAUCUUCGCUCAGUGGUUAAUAAAACAAUAAAUGUUGUGACCAAACCGGGAAAAAAAAAAAAAAGUUUAAAUUAAUCGACGGUACUGUCCUUUACUAAACGACGCCGUUUAUCACAUAUCUUCUGAUUUAUUUUUGCCGAAAGCAGUUAGAGCUCGCCUCCAAAUUCCAAUCCGAGGUUACAACGUUGGAAACUCAAAAGCGCAACCCUCUCUUAACAGUUAACAACUCCUAACGUUAAUUCCUUUCUCGGCUUUUACAAUUACGUAUUACAACCCGACAACAAAGUGUGUAGGAAAAGACCAAUUUUUGUUUAGACAAAUGAAGCGAAAAAGAGGGCAUAAAAAAGGAAACAAAGCUAAAUCCAAUGCUGCUAUGGUGGCUACAAAUGAGGAAGCCGUGAAUGUUGUGAGUGUGAAUAGUGAAGAUGACUCAGUUAAUGAUGAAUAUGAGUCUGGAAUGGAAGUUGAUACUCCUUCAUCAACCGGAACUGAUCAGGCAUUGAAUGUUGCUAGUAUAAAUCCUGAUGGUUCUGUUGAUAAGGCUGUCGGAAAGUCAGUUGGUCGUGUUAAGGUGAAGCUGAAGACAUCAUCAAAAUUGUUGGAAUCUGAUGUGCCAUCGCAUAGUGAUACUGACAAGAGUAGUCCACAAAUGGGAUUUGAGAGACGAGGUGGGGUUAAUGAUAAAAUGGAAGAUAGUGCUAAUUCAUCAGCAGAGAUGAAAAUGGGUGUUUCUAGUAGUGUGUCAAGGAAAGCUGGAAGUAUUAAGAUUAAGUCAUCAAGGAUGUUGGGUAGUUCAAAUGUUGAUAAAAGUGGUAAUACUAUAGCAGCAGAACGUGAGGGUUCUUUUCGGAAAGAUGUAAAGAUGCCUUGUCAGGGUUCUCGGUAUAAUAAGCAAGAACUAGAUUCUGCUUUGACGGUGAUUAAGAAAGUGAUGAAAAUGGAAGCAGCUGCUCCCUUCAAUGAGCCUGUGAAUCCUGAGGCUCUGGGAAUACCUGACUAUUUUGAAAUCAUAGACACUCCAAUGGAUUUUGGAACAAUAUGCAACAAUAUUGAAAAUGGUGACAAGUACAUGGAUUCAGAGGAUGUGUAUAAGGAUGUACAGUACAUUUGGGAUAAUUGUUGCAAGUACAACAACAAAGGUGAUGCUAUCUUGGACCUAAUGAGGCGGGUGAAGAAGAAUUUCAUGAAGUAUUGGACAGCAGCAGGAUUAUACAGUGAGCAGUCAAGGGGAACAAAUGGUGCUGAAGGUGGUGAAGUCGAGGAUGGUCCACUGUCUGGCCUGGGGAAGAUGCAGAUAAAAGCUGGUCAAUCAAAAAUGAAAAGUAAAAAACAUGGAAGGCGCCAUAAAAGCGAUUGUUUAUGUGCUAUAUGUGUCUUGAAGAGACGCAAGAGAGAGCGUGAGGCAAAUGCUCGAAUGGCUAAAGGUCAUAGUGGAGUCCAGGAUCUCCAGCAAGAGGAAUCUUCUCCUGUUGAUAGUCCUUGUGGUGAGGAUUCAUCUUUAAAUAUGGAUGAAUCAGUGGAUCCAGAUGCAGAUGCGGAGGUGGAAGGUGAAGGGGAGAAGGUGAAGGGAGAGGUGUCUGAGCAGCAGUAUAGCCAUAUAGAAGAGAGGCAUGAGGAGGAGGAAGAUGAUGAGGAAGAAGAGGAAGAGGAGGAUGAGGAAGAAAAUGAGAUAACGACUGUCAAGAAAGAUGAUGGUGAAACAAAAGAGCACGCACAGUUCAGUGAUAGAUUGUCAGAGGAGCCUAGUGGAAAAUCUCAGCCUGAAACUGUGGAGAAGUCUGGUGCAGUAGCCCUAAACCAGAAAGGAUCUACUCCAACACAAAAUGAGGAAGAAAGCAAAGCAGUUCAGCAACAGAGACACAAGGAGUCACAAGAAAGACAAGAAAGACAACAAAGAGCUAAAAUGUUGGAGAGUUUCCGCUUUGAAAAUCCCAUGCUCCUUAACCUAUGUGGUACUCUCUUUCCUGACAAUCAGAAGUCUGUUUGGAGUGGCCCUCAUUCAUUAGUUCAGAAUCGGGCCUCUCGAGCUAGUCAAAUUCAUGCAGCCAUUGAGAGUUUCAUGAAGUAGAUUCUUUUUAGGAUGCGUUCAAUGGUACGUGUUGAAGUUCCUUUGUCAAGAGGAUUUGACAUAACCCUGGAAAAUCUGUUUAGGUAAAAUAGAUGAUUUGUCUGUGCAAUGCAAGCAGUCUGUUUUACAUCUGUAAACUAUUAGAUGACCAGGACAAGAAAAUCUAUGCUAGACAAAAUCUAAAAUUUCUCCUCCAAUCCAAGUCUUAAUUCUCCUCUUAUUCCAACCUUCAUAUAAUCAUGGUCUU
Messenger RNA from Durio zibethinus, 3631 nucleotides. Its product is annotated as DNA-binding bromodomain-containing protein. Gene Ontology annotation, molecular function: protein binding. Lineage: Eukaryota; Viridiplantae; Streptophyta; Magnoliopsida; Malvales; Malvaceae. The record is from RefSeq and is a predicted model, not a curated record.